This is a messenger RNA of Coprinopsis cinerea okayama7#130, 1758 nucleotides long. Its product is annotated as ATP-dependent DNA helicase RecQ. The record is from RefSeq and is a predicted model, not a curated record. NCBI's taxonomy places the organism in Eukaryota, Fungi, Basidiomycota, Agaricomycetes, Agaricales, Psathyrellaceae. Bases 1 to 1758 code for a protein of 585 amino acids. The transcript has 5 exons. Gene Ontology annotation, molecular function: nucleic acid binding; four-way junction helicase activity; 3'-5' DNA helicase activity. Gene Ontology annotation, biological process: double-strand break repair via homologous recombination. Gene Ontology annotation, cellular component: chromosome; cytoplasm.
AUGGGCAAAACGGCGACUUUUUUCACGCCUCUUCUUGUUUAUCAGUACCUUGGUGCAAACCCCAGACCCAAUGUUCCAUCCUUUUGUCCUCCCAAACCGGUGGUCUUGGUUGUCACACCUCUGGUUGAGCUCGGAAAUGCACAUGCCGAGGAAAUGAAGCUAUUUGGGAUACGGGCUGUUUCUGUGAACAGUCAUACGUUGGCAGUCGCACGGGAGGAGGGGCGGGAUCUUUACAAGGAGAUCAAGCACUGUCAGUGGUCGAUGGUGUUUUUGUCCGCUGAAAGGCUCACGUCAGACGAAAUUGGGACGAUUUUGAAGGACGACACCUUUCGACACAACCUCGUACUCCUGGGUAUCGACGAAGCCCACGUCCUAGUCCCAUGGUCUCAAGAAUUCCGCGUCGCAUACCGCCAGAUGGCCCAACUACGUCAUCGACUACCAAAACAUUGCGCGUUUGCCGCCGUCACAGCAACACUCACUCAGAAGGGCCUCGACGACCUGUGCAAGGAGCUUCACCUCGUUCCAGGGUCAUUCCAUUGCCUACGAACUACGAUCCAGCGUCCCAAUAUCUGCACUGCCGUCGCCGAGCUCACCCACCCAAUCACGUCGACCUCGUUUCCCGACCUCAAAUGGCUAUUCCAGCCUGGCAUCAAAGCGGUCGUCUAUGUGGCCUCGCUUGACCUACAAUGGCGGGUUGCAUCGUACGGAUGGCGCUUCUACCCUUUGCGCCGGCAACAUCGAGCUGUUCGCCUUUGGAGCAGCAUGACAUCCGCGAGUUACAACCAGACAACCCUCGACCUCUUCGCCCAAGAUCCGGAGACUUCUGUCAUCGUUGCAACGGUCGCGUUUGGCAUGGGAAUGAAUGUUCGCAACAUUCAGUUCUCUAUCAACCUCGGUGUCCCUGAGAGCCUGGAAAGUUUGGUGCAACAAAAUGGCCGGGCAGGGAGGAACCUUAUGAUGGAGGCGUUCGGACUCACAUACGUCCCCCAAUCCAUUCUCGACUCUCUCCGGAAGGACAUCGCCGAACUCAACAACGACGACGCCUCACCUCAAGCACUGUAUCAACGGGCCAUCGCCUUCAAGAGAAUCCGGGUUCCCAGUCCGAACACCACCAAGAAACCUAAGGAAGAUCCAGUCGAUCGCCUGGAUGUGUAUCUCCGGGGAUUUCUUCUCGCAUACCUUCUAGGCCUUUGCCUCGAGUGCGAGAAGAAUAUCUCUUUGGGAAACCCGCUUUAUGACCCUGCUGUCACAUGCACCGCCGCCCAACGUACACUUCCAUGUGGCUCGUGUGACAUUCAGUGGCACGUUCGCCUUCAACGCUACCUACCACCACCACCUCCACCACCACCACCACCGACUGUUUCGACCAUCCCAACAGUCGCCGUACCGAGCGUGCCCGACACUUCCACUCCCAACACUUCGGCUCCACUUCUAAUCCAGCUUGAUCAGCUAUGCGCAGCUCCAAACCCACCACCGACUUCAACAUCGCAACCGUCCGAAGGAGCAACCACGGGCCUUCCUUCCAAGCUCACCAAAUCCAUGCUCGACAACCUCAAGCUAUGGCUGGACGACUUUGCGCGCAAGCAGUGGAGCCAGAAGGACAUUCCAGAAGCGCGCUAUGCCCCGUUUCACAGUUUCGAGACUGCGGUUUCUGGGUGGGCAUAUCUAGAGGACGACGGUCCGCUUCUUUUUGAGCAGCUUACCAGACUGAUCUCAGUCUACGAGAGCACGAAACAAAGCACUCACUGCUGCUCGUAA